GAGUUUCAGCGAAAGGCCGCGCACGUUCUAAAGGGUUCGCACGCGCCGGUCUGCAUCGACGUCCGCCUCGGCGGCCAAAUCACCGACCUGCCGGACUUGGCACCAGGCGGGCUCUCUGUGCCCUCCAUGCCCUCUCAGCCUUCUUUGCCUUCUUUGCCCUCCGACACUGAUUCUGGCUACUACUCGAACAAUGGCAAGUGGACGGAAGCUUUGCCUCCCUCUCUCGCGGCCGUGCGCAUUGUCAACGCAAAAGACGUCCGCUUCUCGCAGAAGUCUAUGAAGCGGCGGUUCCAGGAUGGACGCAGCCUGGAGGAGCUGAUCCAAGGCCUCAUGAGGGGUACCUACAACCCCAUGACGGAUGAGUUUCUGAUGCUGACCGUUGUGGAAAAGUCCGACGCCCAGGGGAACCCCGCCCUGUACUCGAAGGACAAUCGGCGGCUCUACUGCCUCCAUGAAUAUCAAAGACGCAUAUGUGCCGAAAGGGUGCCUGUGCGAGUUCGUAUCCUCGCAUGGCAAGACGUGGUCGAUGCCUGCAAGUUUCAGAGGAACUACGACACCGAGCAGGACGGAACUGAUAUUACGCUUCGAAACUGA
Symbiodinium necroappetens is the source of this 594-nucleotide messenger RNA. NCBI's taxonomy places the organism in Eukaryota, Dinophyceae, Suessiales, Symbiodiniaceae. The record is from the annotation of a GenBank genome assembly.